AUAGCUGUAAAUAUAUAAUUUCGACAUAAUAUGAUUGAUAAUGUUUCAUUAAACGAUUAUUUAACAUUUUUACACACCUAUGGGCCCAAGAAUUUUCAUGUUUAAGAAAAAUCCAAUGCCAAUCAGUUAGUAGUCAGUUUUUUAACGUAAUUCAUAAAAAUGUCAGAUGAUGAUGACAAGCCACCAGCUCCUCCGGUCCGUCUAACGAGUAACAGUUUUAGAGUUGCUCGUGGGGAUUCGGUACCAAAUUUGGAUAUUAUGCGGCCUUUACCAAAAGAACCAGAUUCUGACCACAAAAAGAAAACUUCUAAAAGUCGUGUUACUGGUAAACUGAAAACACGGGGUACUGGAUCAGAAGAUAAACCAGAAAUAUCUUAUCCAACUAAUUUUGAACAUACUAUGCAUGUAGGUUUUGACGCACAUACGGGCGAGUUUACAGUAAGUUAUUAUUUUUAAAGUUAAUAUAUGGUUGUAUGAAUA
Messenger RNA from Diuraphis noxia (Russian wheat aphid), 480 nucleotides. RefSeq names its product serine/threonine-protein kinase PAK 3-like protein (gene Pak). Gene Ontology annotation, molecular function: protein serine/threonine kinase activity; ATP binding. The record is from RefSeq and is a predicted model, not a curated record. Gene Ontology annotation, biological process: protein phosphorylation. Lineage: Eukaryota; Metazoa; Arthropoda; Insecta; Hemiptera; Aphididae.